Messenger RNA from Engraulis encrasicolus (European anchovy), 1700 nucleotides. RefSeq names its product trypsin-3. Gene Ontology annotation, biological process: proteolysis. The transcript has 5 exons. Gene Ontology annotation, molecular function: serine-type endopeptidase activity. NCBI's taxonomy places the organism in Eukaryota, Metazoa, Chordata, Actinopteri, Clupeiformes, Engraulidae. The record is from RefSeq and is a predicted model, not a curated record. The coding region runs from base 1 to 756 and encodes 251 amino acids.
AUGGUCUGCCACCAAGCAUCUUCUCUCUUGCUGCUCCUGUUGACCAUCACAGGAACGCUAGGUCAAAGGAUCAUCGGAGGACAAGAGGUCGAGCCUUACUCCAUCAAAUACCAGGUCUCAAUCCAGCACGAGCGCAACCACUACUGCGGAGGAACCCUGGUCGCAGCCCAGUGGGUGGUCUCUGCUGCCCACUGCUGGAGGCCGAGUUCCCUAAUUCAGAUAGUGUUGAGCGAGCACAGCCUUGCGGAGGUGGAGGGCGUCGAGCAGGUCUUCAACGUCUCCAGGAUCUAUGUGCACUAUCAGUACAACUACAGGACCUUCAACAACGACAUCAUGCUCAUCAAGCUGAGCAGGCCGGCCAUCCUGAACGCCUACGUGCAGCCGGCGUACGUGCCCAGCGAGAGUGACCCCGAGGUGACGGGCGGCUCCACGUGCACGGUGAGCGGCUGGGGGGUGACGCGCAUCUACAGCUACUACCUGUCGCCCGUACUGCGCGCCGUGGACGUCAGCAUCAUCCCCGCCUGCUACUACUACUACUACUGGAGGAUCACCGACAACAUGAUCUGCGCCGGCUCACCCUUCGGGGGCAAGGACUCAUGCCAGGGUGACUCGGGAGGUCCCCUGGUCUGCUCGGGGCGGUUCGAGGGCAUCGUCUCCUGGGGUAUCAGCUGUGCUAACCCCUAUUUCCCCGGCGUCUACACCAAAGUCAGGAACUUCUCCAGGUGGAUCGACUGGAUCAUCACCAACAAUUCAUGAAAGAAGUAUUGGGAUGAGUUACAAAAGAAACGCAAAGCAUCCGAUGCAAAUCGAAAUGUUUGACGCAAUGAGUCUCGAUUAUUUUCACGGGAUGACUCAUGUUAUUAAACUAAUAUUUGCAGAUCUGGCAAAAGGAGGUGUGAGAUUGUAACGAUGAUAAAUAUUUAGUGAAUCAUUCUGAUUGCCUAGUAUUUUCUGCUCAAUAUAUGGAUUCGUGUGAGGAUGCUAGUAAGUGUUAGUCUCAGAGCUUUGUAAAUGAAAAGAGGAUGGUCUCACAUUUGAGGCCACGAGCGUUUUGAAGCAUGUGCUUGAGGGAAGCGUGCAGUAACUCAUUGUCUUAUUAACUCCGAGCCGCCGCUCAUCAGAGAAGAACAGCCAGCUGCUAUUGGUUUUACUCUGAAGAAAUUGUGUAUAAGUUCCUUUCCCCCUCCAUCUGACCAGCACUAAUAACCACUGAUUUAGUUUUGUCAUUUAUUUAAUUUUAACCCAUGAAAUAUUAUGGAGAGUGACUGAAGACUAACUGUAUCUGGAGAAUCUGGUCACUGUCAACUUCUUCUAUCUGAUAAUGUCAAAUUCCUGUUUUGUUGCAUUGUUUAGUUAGGAUACCUGUGCGCUUUCAACAAGUAUGCAGUGAUUUUUUGUAUAUGCCUGUCUGCUUUAAAGUUUCAUUUGAUACUAUUCUAUUCAACUUGGAGGAGUAAUCAUUCACCAAGUGGACAAAGUACAGAAACCUUACAAUCAACACACGCGCGCGCGCGCGCACACACACACACACACACACACACACACACACACACACACACACACACACACACACACACACACACACACACACACACACACACACACACACACACACACCUCAUUCGCAUCACAUAUCUGCUACAGUAGUCUUCACAGCCUGCGCAGUCACAUGGAUAAUAACUAAGCUGUAAUGACUGUGU